UGGGCUGGUUCGCAUUGAAGUCCUUUGGCAAGAUGGGGCUGUCCAAGGUCAGCUUGGAGGAACCUGAUUCGGCAGGAUCCCUACGGGUAUGAGCUCUGGGAAGCGUUCUGCGUUAUUGUCGACAUGCUGCUUGCUGUUGUGUUCAAGUGAUUGAGUCGGGAAGCUUCGCGACAAUCGGCGCCAGCAAUCGCGACCCUGAGGCGGUGACAGGGAUAUCAGACUCGCUUGACGGGGCAUGUGGGGCUUCGACUUUCACCAGGGUUCGACGACCCUGAUGUCAUUGGCCAAACAAACAACAACAAUCAUGACAUCGAGCACAAGCUUCCCUCCCAUACUAGUCUUCGAUGCUGUCUCCGGAGAGUAUCGAGACCCGAGCGAUUCUGCUGGUACUACUGCCAAGGUAGAUGCGCCUACACGCACCGUGUUGGUCACUGGAGCCAGCGGUCUCCUCGGCCGCCAAGUGCAGCGCCAGUUCGCGAGAGCAGGAUGGAGAGCCGUUGGCACAGGCUUGAAUCGCAUCAACCCACCAGAUGUUGUGAAGCUCAACAUUCUCAACGUGAAGGACAUCAAUAGUGUACUAGACGAUGUGAAGCCCAAUGUCGUUGUCCAUUGCGCCGCAAAUCGCUUCCCAGACUCGUGUACCGCCAACCCAGCAGCUGCUCGCAACAUCAAUGUGCAAGCCAGCCGGGCAUUAGCUGAGGCCACCGUAGCUCGAGGCAUCUUCCUGAUCUAUAUCUCCACCGACUACGUCUUCCCAGGCCGUCCGGGCGAAGCGCCCUACAAAUCAACCUCAGACCCGGAUCCACCAAACGUGUAUGGCCGCACCAAGCUCGAAGGCGAGCGCGCCGUACUCGACGUAGCAACCCAAGCAAACGCCCGCAACAAAGCUGUCGUCAUCCGCGUUCCCGUCCUCUACGGCUCCUGCGACGAGCCCAAAGAGAGCGCCGUCAACGUCCUCAUGUCUCAGCUCUGGGCUGCGCAGAAGCUCUCAUCAUCAGAACCCAAGAUCCAAGUCGACGACUACGCGCUGCGCUUCCCUACCAACACGGAAGACGUUGGACGCGUGUGCCGCGAUGUAUCAGACUUCUACCCCAGCACAGAGAACGCAGGCAGGGUACUGCCGAAGAUCUUGCAGUUCUCAAGCGAGGAUCAGAUGACGAAAUGGCAGAUUGUGCAGACGUUUGCUGAGAUCACGGGACUGCCGCUCGAUAACCUUGCGCCGUCGAAGCCGGAAGACGAGCCUAGUGAUGGGACGACCCGGCCGUAUGAUUGUCAUCUAGACACCAGUGAGCUCAAAGAUCUAGGAAUUGAUGCGAGUACCGUUGGGUUCAGGGAGUGGUGGAGCAAGGAACUCGGUGUGUUCCAGCGAUAAGCAUCUCGACGGUUGCAGCAAUACCAUACCCCAGUUCUAACCCGCUUUUCGGAUGGUCCUAGUGGAUCUGGCAUUGCUCUGCCUCAGCCAUGGUCUUGCGGACAGGCUGGAAAGAACG
This is a messenger RNA of Macroventuria anomochaeta, 1490 nucleotides long. RefSeq names its product NAD(P)-binding protein. The transcript is spliced from 3 exons. Gene Ontology annotation, molecular function: methionine adenosyltransferase regulator activity. The record is from RefSeq and is a predicted model, not a curated record. Gene Ontology annotation, biological process: S-adenosylmethionine biosynthetic process. Bases 236 to 1372 code for a protein of 378 amino acids. Lineage: Eukaryota; Fungi; Ascomycota; Dothideomycetes; Pleosporales; Didymellaceae. Gene Ontology annotation, cellular component: methionine adenosyltransferase complex.